Messenger RNA from Jaculus jaculus (lesser Egyptian jerboa), 4704 nucleotides. RefSeq names its product solute carrier family 25 member 36 (gene Slc25a36). Gene Ontology annotation, molecular function: pyrimidine nucleotide transmembrane transporter activity. The transcript is spliced from 7 exons. The coding region runs from base 112 to 1047 and encodes 311 amino acids. The record is from RefSeq and is a predicted model, not a curated record. Gene Ontology annotation, biological process: pyrimidine nucleotide import into mitochondrion. Lineage: Eukaryota; Metazoa; Chordata; Mammalia; Rodentia; Dipodidae. Gene Ontology annotation, cellular component: mitochondrion.
AGCCGGUUGCCGUCCGCAGCCGCGUCUGCCCCGAGCGCCGACGCUGCUGGCCGUGGCGGCUAGCUGGACCCGCGCCCCGCCUCAGCGCCCGGGGGACAUGCAGCAGAGAGGAUGAGCCAGAGGGACACGCUGGUGCAUCUGUUUGCCGGGGGAUGCGGUGGCACAGUGGGAGCUAUCCUGACAUGUCCACUGGAGGUUGUGAAAACACGACUGCAGUCAUCAUCUGUGACGCUCUACAUCUCUGAAGUUCAGCUGAACACCAUGGCUGGAGCCAGUGUUAACCGAGUGGUAUCUCCUGGUCCUCUCCACUGCCUAAAAGUGAUCCUGGAAAAAGAGGGGCCUCGCUCUUUGUUUAGAGGAUUGGGCCCCAAUUUAGUAGGGGUGGCCCCUUCUAGAGCCAUAUACUUUGCUGCUUACUCAAACUGCAAGGACAAGUUGAAUGGUAUUUUUGAUCCUGAGUCUACCCAGGUACACAUGAUUUCAGCUGCCAUGGCAGGUUUUACUGCCAUCACUGCCACCAACCCCAUUUGGCUCAUUAAGACUCGGUUACAGCUCGAUGCAAGGAACCGUGGGGAAAAGCAAAUGGGUGCUUUUGAAUGUGUUCGUAAAGUAUAUCAAGCAGAUGGACUGAGAGGGUUUUACAGGGGCAUGUCUGCUUCAUAUGCCGGCAUAUCGGAGACUGUUAUCCACUUUGUUAUUUAUGAAAGCAUAAAGCAGAAACUCCUGGAAUGGAAGACUGCUUCUGUGAUAGACAGUGAUGAAGAGUCUGUGAGGGAAGCAUCCGACUUUGUGAGAAUGAUGUUAGCUGCUGCCACCUCAAAGACUUGUGCCACAACAGUAGCAUAUCCACAUGAAGUUGUAAGAACAAGACUACGUGAAGAAGGAACAAAAUACAGAUCAUUUUUUCAGACACUGUCUUUGAUUGUUCAAGAAGAGGGCUAUGGGUCUCUCUACCGUGGUCUAACAACUCACCUGGUGAGACAGAUUCCAAAUACAGCCAUUAUGAUGGCCACCUAUGAAUUGGUGGUCUACCUACUCAAUGGAUAGCACCAUGGGCUGCUGUGCUACUGCAAGGGAAGACCAAAAGAUCACAGAGGACCAUGGAAUGUCAGAGCCAGCAUGGUGGACAGAAGAAAAGUAGCUUGGGAACAUGCUUCAGUGAAGUUUGGUUGUAGGAAUAAGGUGACUGUACCACAUUACCUAGGUUUUCAGUAAUGUGAGCAAGCUCUGGGCAACCUCUAAGGAAAUGCUUUUAGAAGCAUUCCUUUCUCAAAAUUGCCAUUUUCUCUACCAUGUUGACCAGAUGUGGUUGUAUUUUAUUAAUUUAUGGCAUUCAGAAUAUAGUGUUUAUUCCAUGAGCAUUUUUCAGUCUUUUAAAUGAAGCCAUCCGUGGUUAUAUACUGUACUGUAAUUAUCCAAAGAUAAUAUUGACAGUUAAAAUUUCUAUCACCUGGCUUUUCCUGUAAUAUACUAUAAAAUAAUAGCAAUGGUAAUAUCCUUGGUAUAUUUUCCCAUUUUCUUGAGAGAACCUGGCACAAUAUUUUAAAUUUAACUACAUGGUAUAAGUAGUCACUGUUUUUGACAACCAGUUGUUGCAGUGUGUCUAAAUACCUGUAUAUUUUCAACAUUAAAAUGUUUUGGUUUCCUCAACUAACAAGUCUUAAUGUGGACUUUUAACAUACCAAAUACACAUUGUUAAGAAUUUGAGUCUAUAAAAUAAACUAGUAAAAUGCUGAUGGUUGGCCUUUCGGUGACUUGAACAUGUCCCUCAUAGUCUUCUCUACUUUAUGAUAAUAAAUGAGUGAAUGCAAUUUUGUUUACUAGUUAUGAAACUUGAUUAUCGUAUUUCUCAUAACUAAGUAUCAUUUACUUAAAGUGGAAAAAUCUGCUUUGAGUUAUUUCCAGAUCUGUGUAGAUUACACUUAUUUUGUAGAGAAAGUGGUAAUUUUCAGUUUUGCCCUUAACAGUGUCUUCUAAAAGUGACAUUAAUAUCUAGGAAAUGUUAACAUAGAAGAAGGGCCUCUGCUAUCUGAUUCAGCAAAUCUUAGUUGACUUAGAGUCAGUAAAUGAAUAAGCUGCAUUUGACAAGUGUAUUUGUCCUGAUUUCCUAAAUGGUAUCUGCUGUCACCAGCAAACAUCUGCCCUCUUACAUUGCCCCAUCUAUGAUAGAAAGUCAGGCCAAUUUGGGUUAUAUUAGCAGGAUACAGUUUUUAAAUUUUGCUAUUGAGUCAGCUGCACCUUUUAAUACCUUAAAUGUAUUACAUGUAUGGUCUCUGUAAAUGUUUGCUGUAACACUAUCAGGAAACGGGUGUUGCUAUGCCCGUAUAUGAAACUUCUGCAGUUAAACUCGUGUGGUACUCAUUUCAGUAUACCUUAACUUUACAGUUUGUGCAAUGGCUUUACCUUAUGAAUUAUUCUACAUGAGUGCACUUUGUGGCCUUUUGGGGGGAAGUAGGGAGUUAGGAGAGAAUUCAUGUUAAGAUUGUUUUUUUCAUUGUCAUGUAUUGGGCAGAAACCAUGUUUGUAACAUUUUUCUGGGUUUUAAACAGACUGUUUUGGAGAUCUGACAUUAUCUUCAAGCAUUCUGUGUACCAUGUAGUGCCACAGCAUUGUGGAAAAGUCACAUGCCAUUGAAACUUUCUUUGCUGUCACCAAUGAAGUGUUAUGCUUUCUUAAGUUUCUCCACCUUGACUUCCUUGUAAUCAACAAUAACUGGAUGUUUUUGAGGUGCUCAGUUGGAAUUAAACAUAUUCCAAUCUAUUUGGAGACCAAAGGCAAAUUCAGUUUUCUUACCUUUGGAAUUAAUUAAUAUGAAUUACAGCUUGGACAUUUAUUGUGAGGAAUAUACCAAAAAUAAAUGCACAAGUCCCCCACACGGAUUUUUUUUUUUAACUGAAGGCUAUAGAGAAGGUCUCGGUCUAUCCUGUUUGCCUUUGCAGGUGCCAUUUUUACUGCCUAGUACAGUGCCAUUUGCUUUGUGACGAGCCAUAGGUCGUAGUCAUGUUGAAUGUAGUACACCUUCUCCCUCAUCUUACUGAUCAGCACCCACAAAUGAAGAAAGGUAGGAGAACCAGCAGUAAGGAGCAUCUUAUUACUUGGUUGUAGCCAGGUCAUAACAAGUGUCCUUCAAGCGUGAACUGUAUUCUUCUGUUUGCAUUUAACAAAGAACACUUACAUUGACCUUCAGUGCUUUUUUUUCUGCUUCCUCAAUUAUGUGUAUGUGUACUGGAAGGAAAAGAGUUUUUAAGAGUUGUAGAAUUUAUUUGUAAAGCAGCAGCUAAACGGGACAGUGAAGUCUUUUUCUGUCCUGCCAUCCCCGCACACAAAUUUUGCAUAGUUUACUUUAUGACAGAGAUGAUCCCAAAAAGAAAACCACAUAUAAAACUAUAAAGUUUGCCUCUAAAAUAUUUCUUUGGGAAUUUUCUGAAAUCAAUUCUAAUGUUCAAAAAGACAUGCCUGGUCAGUAUUGGGCCUUUUUUUAAACUGUGAUUUAUAUCAUUUGACAUUUUGAAUUUUUCUUACCAAGAGGUAGUGUUGACCUUGGCAUGUAGUUUUGUUUGUAUUUUUGUUACAGCGUCGUCUCAGAAAAUUGUGUUGAACUUCUGUAGGCUUAAGGAGGAGCUGCUGGAGGUCUCCCCCUCAUAGAGCAGCAGCUGGAACUCUGCCUUCUGGGGCCCAGACACACUUUCCUAAAUUUGAAAGUUUGAAUUGCAGAAUUGCCAACCCUGUGGUAGUGGGAUACCAUGCAGUCCUUUAAGUUCCUGGAAGAAAGAAACCACCACUUGGGGGGAAGCACCCCUAAAGGUCCUAUGUUUUGUUUGGCCUUUUGAGUUUUUGAAGCCGGGUCUCUCAUAGCCCAGGAUGACCAUGAACUCCUGCCUCUGCCUGCUGGGUGGUGGGAUUACAGAUGCACCCCUCCACACCCAUCCAAACCCCUGUAUUGAGUCUCAUCAUGUAACCUGACGAGACUAGAGGGGCCCAUAUUGGUUGGGAAGUUAAACCAUGCUAGAAUCGGUAGGUCAUUUAACCUGUCUACAAACCCUGAUGCUGCUGAGCAGUAGCGUUAUGUUAAGACAAGCUCGGUUUGGGGUGUUCAAAAUGAUGUUUACUCUUUACUGAAGUCUAAAUAUUUCGGCCUUUAUAGGUUUUCUUUUUAAUCAUCAAGAAAUAGUGAUUUAAAUUUAAAGAAUUCAAGUGGUAAAAGUGGAUCUAUUCCUUCCACUUCCAAGAAUUCUCUUUGUGCCUCUUGUUUACACGUCUCUGUCCAAACUGUUCGGAGUGUGGGGACCCCAGUGGGCUGACCAUGCAAUCAGCUGUUGUAUCCUGUGAUGUUGAUCAUGACUUUUAACAUUCCUAAGACAGAUGGUUCUGAUUUAAAUAAAAAGGAAUUUUAAUGGCUUUCUGCCCCUCUGCUCCAUCAUAUUUCCUAUUAGCCUGUACCGUGAUUUUUAUGCUGAAAUUGAAAAUUCUAGUUCUCAGUUUUUAUGCUAAUAAACUGAAUGUACCCCAGUGUAUGUGAACUCAACCAGUCAUAGCUAAGGCGUCAACUUAAACUUUUGCCCAUUCAUGUGAGUUUUGCUGUUCUUGCAUUUUUGUACAUGGCUGUAAAUUAUGUGCAUUUAUUCUGUAUUUAUGUUAACUAGCUGACUUUUACUUGAAUUGUUAAAAUGCAAAAAAUUAAAAUAUGCUUAUGAAAAUAAUGUA